UUCACUGCCAAACUCCAUGCGAAGUCUCGAGUCCACACAGAGAACAACACCCAUACUCUCGACAAGAUGACCUUGAGGUAUUCGGCCUUGAUCGUGGCAGCCAUUGCCGCACUUGUCACCCCUGGCAUGGGCUCACCCGCUUGCCCUGCCACGUCCUCCAACACCAAGCAAACAUCAUCAACUUCGGGCCUGCCGGCGUCAUGCACCUACCGGCCAACGGCGACAUGGUUCGCCACCACGGGGUGUGACAUACCCUGCCCGACAUCGCCGCUAUGCAUCGCCGAUCAUUUCGUCGUGCUGCCAUGCGGAUGCUCCAGCGCCGCCGUCAGCCCAACCACGGUCACCAUCUGCCCGACGAGGUCGCCGUGCUACCAGUGCUCGACUGGCUGGGGAAUCGCCACCAUCACCGACUCGAAAUGCCCGCCGAGUCCUACUGCGACCAAGACAGCCUAGAGCUCGUUACGGGACCGGGGUUGGGCCGCCAAGGUUGAGACGGGGCUAAUGGGAGGUGAGUGUUUUGGAGAUGCCUUGAUCAGACGUCUCUGGCACUGGACCUUUUGCAGUUGGAGCCAUGUAUCCUCGUCUUGUCCGGGAAUAGGUGGAUUUGAUUCCAUGGAGGCGCUGGGUGGCCGUUGAGCCCGGUUCACGGACUUCUGAGCCCGACACGCUCCGCAUCUGAACCUGCAUUCAGAAUGACCAAGUCGUGAUUGUUGCUCGCAAGUGAAAUUGGCAGUCCUGGCGUCUUCGUUGCGCCGGGUCCCCGCGCAACCUGUAAGAGCUGCCUACCUAAGUUCUCGGAGCCCAUGGUGUCCAAUGCUUUCGCUGCAGUCUACGCCGUCCAACGAGCACCCCGUCGUCCUUUAGUCAUGGUUCGGUGGCUACCGGGUCAACAAACAGUGGAGGUGGUGAGGGUGACUAUCCCAUAAGGCCCGUGGC
Molecule: messenger RNA, 936 nt
Organism: Parathielavia appendiculata
Lineage: Eukaryota; Fungi; Ascomycota; Sordariomycetes; Sordariales; Chaetomiaceae
Exons: 3
Coding region: 67-453 (128 amino acids)
Source: RefSeq, a predicted model, not a curated record